AUGGCAAACACAUCGUACAAUAAAUAUGCAAAUAUGACAAGUAAAGAAAAAGAUGAUUUAUGCGACCAUAAUCAUGAAAAAAUUCGAGAAUUGAUGACGUUAAGGGAUACAAAUGCUUCAAGCUCAAAUUUAAAUCAAAACAAACAGCAAGUUGGAACUAUAACACAAAACGAAGAAGGAAAUCAACAUUUUAAAAGACAGCUUACAUCAACAAGUCAAUAUGAAGAUGGUGAUUCGCAAGAUGAUGAUAAUAAUCCAUUUAUAUUUAUUACGAAAGGAAACAAAAGAAAACAAAGAAUCAAUGAAAGAAAUACAAUGGAUACUACAGAUAACAAUGAAUCUGAUAUUAUUAUUGAACAAAGCAAAAUAACAACAACAAAAACAAACAACAAUAACAGUUGUCUCUUUAUUAACAGUAGAAAUAAAACAAAUAACAGUUGCCAUUCAUAUAACAACAAAUGUUCGCAUAAUAUUAGUCAUCAUCACUAUUUGAGAGAACGUGAAAAUUAUAACAAUAACUCACCAAAGAAUGAUGAUUCAGACAUGAACCAUAGAAAUAUGUCAACAUUACGUCAUAAUCUAAAUAGAAAAGAUAAAAUAAAUGAUUAUGAAAAUAAUUAUUUACAAGAAAAAGAAAUUAAUAUUUCUCAACAUGCCCCAAAUUUUGCUGUCGAACAGCACCUUCCACCUAUUCAUGUUAAAUGUACACCAAAAUUAAUCGAUCACCAAAAUGGAAAAGAAAUUAUAAAAACUCUUUUCUCGUAUAUCGAAAAAGACUUCAAGAAACUAAACAAACAUUAUACUAAGCCAUUAGGUUUCGAAUAUUGGUUCAUCGAUAAAAGUGGAGAUUUAAUAUGCUUUACCAAACAUAUAGAACUCUUUAUAUACCUAUGUGAAACCAAAAACUACCCAACAAAAUUAAAUCAAACUGACAUUUUACCAUCGAAACCGAAACACCUACCAAGCCAAAACUCUUUAAUAUUGAAAUAUGCACCUGAAUACAUCAUUCUUGAUGAAAUUCAAAAUGAAAUUAAAUUACAUAUCAAUACUCUGUUUAACAUCGAAGAAAUAAAUGGAACUAAAACAGGAAAAUUUCGUCAUAUAAGAAUAGAAAUCAAAUCAACAACUGAAUACGAGCAACUAUUACAUAAAGGUGGAAUAAUAAUUGAUGGUCAGCUAAUUGAAGUACAUGAAUUUCUUGCACCACCUCGACUAUUAAUUUGUUCUAAAUGUAAUGAUCCUGGUCAUGUGAGAAAAUAUUGCAAUCUCAAAUAUGAUGCUUGUAGAAGAUGCGGACAAGACAAGUCAAUGGGUAAUCACAAUGAAUGCACCAUAUGCUGCCAUCGAUGUAAACAAAAUCACCUCUCAACUGAUUAUAAAUGUCAGUUUUUAAUAGAUUACAGACGUUCUCUUCUGCUUCAAUUAAAACAAAAACCUCACUUAUUACCUCCAAAUGUUCAACUGUUCAUUCCAACUGAAUGUCGUGAACGUGGUGACAAAAACAAUAAAAUUUUUCAAGUUCAACAACCAUUGUUUAACAUUAGCUCAAAUAUUUGGCCAUCACUGGAAAAACACCGAACUAAUCAUAUAAACUCAGCAACAGAAGAAUCAUUAUGGAAUAAAAUAAGAAAUAAACAAACGGAAAUUGAAAAAUUAAAAGAAGAAUUCAACAAUAAAAUGCAACAAUGCAAAAUUAGAUACGAGGAUAGCAUUAAAAAAGUUAAAUCAAUAUUAUAA
Messenger RNA from Rotaria sp. Silwood2, 1737 nucleotides. NCBI's taxonomy places the organism in Eukaryota, Metazoa, Rotifera, Eurotatoria, Philodinida, Philodinidae. The record is from the annotation of a GenBank genome assembly.